AUGUCGGCAGACCCGUGCCUGGGCGUGGUGUGCGGCGCGGGCCGCGAGUGCCGCCUGGACGGCGCCGGCUCCUCCGCGGUGUGCCAGUGCCGGCGCCGCUGCCCCAGGAGCCGCGGCCACGGCUGCCACCUGCACCGCGCCGCCUGCCUGCAGCGCCGCCACGUCGCCGUCGACCACGACACGCCCUGCACAGGGCCACCCCGGCCGGCGGCACUCGCCGACAGCAGCGGUCCACCGGCUGCGGAAGCCGAGUCAGACGCCUCGCCGGCAGACCUGGCACCGCCCCCGCCACCGCCACUGGUGCUGGCGAAGCAAGCAGAGCCGCAGGGAGAGGACGACCAGAGGCUGAACGCCGUGCCCGAGGGGCCGCCACGCGCCGACUGCAACCAGCAGCAGUACGACGUCAUGAAGGAUAACUUGCUGCUCUACAGCCACGCGAAACUCACAUCAGACGACAACCGCACGCCGGGCAGGGAGUACCUGGUGACGGCCAUGUUCACCCACUACGACAGCAACGGGGACGGCGCGCUGACUCAAGAGGAGCUGGACAAGGCUGGCCGCUCGGACGAGGCGGGCCUCGAGGCAUCGGGCGACAGCGGCGGCUGCCAGCUGGGCCACAUGCUCGCCUUCGACGACGCGGAUGGCGACGGCCGGCUCAGCCUCAGCGAAUUCUACGCCGCCUUCAGCAAGCUCUACAGCGUAUCGGUGGUGUCGCUGGACAAGGCGGUGCAGGUGCGGCGGCUGCGCGCGCGCGUCGGCGACAGCGUCGAGGUGCGCUGUGACGUCACCGGCGCUCCGCCGCCUCCCAUCGUGUGGCGGCGCCACGGGGCGGACCUGGCGCAGCUGCCCGCCGGCGCCGCAGACGACUUGCGCGUCUUCCCGGACGGCUCCCUGUUCCUGCCGCGCGUCCAGCUGGUGCACGCCGGCAACUACACCUGCCACGCCCAACGCAAUGAGGACGUCGUCCAGACGCACGUCCUCACCGUGCACACUACGCCUCGGGUGAAAGUCACACCCCGAAUCCAGUCGAAACGACCCGGAGAAGAGGCCACCAUGUUCUGCCACGUCAUCGGAGAACCAUUCCCUAAGGUGGAGUGGCUGAAGAACGACGAGCCGCUGCGGCUGACGCAGCGCAAGUACGAGCUGGUGGGCAACGGCACGGAGCUACGCGUGCGCAGACUCGCCUACGCCGACACGGGCGCCUACUCGUGCAGCGCGCGCAGCGCCGCCGGCGCCGCCACCGACCUCUCCUCGCUCGUCGUCCAGGACGACCCCGCGCCCACAUCACCGAAGGAGGAGCGGCGCUUCUUCGCUUUCCAUGACUUUGGAAUCUCGGUGUACGAGCCGACGGCUUGUCGCCUGUACCAUCACAUAAGGGGCAGCGACAUCAUACCUGGCACACAGCGUCAGCUGGUGUGCGGCAGUAGCGGUACCGCGUGCAGCUGGGGACAGGCCAUCAACGUGGCCAACCGCUACGUGUAUGUGGCGCAGCCCCGCAACGACCGCGUGCUCGUCAUCAGCAAGAUUCAGAUGGUCGUCGUUGACGUGGUGACGACGGACAAGAUGCCGGUGGAGCUGCACUACGUGCCGCACCUGGACCAGGUGUGGGUCCUCAACUGGCGGUCGGAGAGCGACCGCGGCGUCAAGACGGUGCAGGUGAUCCGCGACGCCGCGCAGAAGCGCAAGCACCACACCGUCCACCCGGAGCCCAUAGACGGACAGUUCGACCUCGUCAGCGGACUCUUCAUUCCUCCUAUACAGGACGUGGAGCACGAGUUCCGGCACGGCUACGUGUCGCACGCGGGCCGCCGCGGCCUGCUCAAGCUGGAGCUGGCCUCGCUGCGCUACCUGCGCGCCGUCGACCUCUCCGAGCGCUCCUGCCUGCCGCGCCACCUGCAGUUCUCCUCGCUCUUCGGGCUGGUGGUGGUGGAGUGCGAGGAGCCGGCGACGGGCCAGCCGGCGGGCCAGCUGGUGCUGGACGCCGUGACGGACGCCGUGGUGUCGCAGCGGCCCUCGCUGCUGGGCCGGCCGCACCUCAGCCCAGACAGCCGCACCCUGGUCACGCUGCACCGCGCCAGAGACGGCGUCACGCUCGUCGUCCAGCGCGUUGCGGACGGUGACCUGAGGUUCUCGUUCGACGUGAAGACGACGCUGAACAUCAGUGACGUGGCCUUCUACCCGUCACGCACGACGCACGGCUACGACCUGUACGCGAGUGCGUCAGACAAGGAGGACGUCCUCUUUCUGGACCUAGCCUCAGGCAAGGUGGAGGUGAUCACGGGCGUCGGGGUGGCGAUGCCGGCGCAGCUGGCGGAGUGGGGGGCGCCCAACCGACCGAUCGCGGCGCCCGGCGUCUUCGGCCGCUACCUGGCCACCGCGGCCGCCGACGCGCUCUUCGUGCUGAACGGCGCGACGCGCACCGUCAACUGCGAGGUGAGCCGCGUGGCGCUGCCGCGGGCGCUCGCCUGGGUCUCCAUGCGGCUGCAGUGACGCCGGCCGCGACGCGCCCCCGCCGCCAGCAGCGCCCUGUGACUCCCCGGGCCCGCCACCGCCACCACUGCACUUCACAGAGCGGGCCGUUCGACUACGUCAGAGCCGAGGGACUUGUCCUGUUCGGCCGUUUAUCAGCACCGCAUCUUUUUGUAACACGCUACGAUGGAGACGUUUGAUGUACAGAACCAGAGGAGUCGUAUUACGUCCACUCGAGGUAAAGAAGGUUUAUUAUACGUGGAAAUCUCACACGACCGGAUGUCUUAGCUGUUUCUAAAUCCUCCGUGAUGUAUGGUAGUGGCCCAUGAAACUUUCCAGUAUUUAAAAUUUGGUCCAGAGCGGCGCUAGAGAUCUUUAGAGUUGCCCAUGGAUCUCGCCAACUGGUAGGACUCAGCGAAACCUCGAGCAAGUCUGAAUAAAUCCAGCUUAGCAACGGAAAAGUUUCAGGGGCCACGAACAUGCACCACAGAAAAUCUACCAACAGAAAGAGAGAAUUGUAUCCACACGAUCUCAAGAGACACGAAAGUUGGAAAGUGUCUGGGAAAUUGCAAUUUUCACACAAUAUAACCCCACAGUGUUUUCGCUGGUUACUGUAAAGCACAAUAAUGAGAAAGGAAUAAAUGUACACUCGUGGACUGAUUUGACAGGCAUUUGUUCAAAUACCAUUCAAAUUU
Messenger RNA from Schistocerca cancellata (South American locust), 3164 nucleotides. Its product is annotated as follistatin-related protein 5-like. Gene Ontology annotation, molecular function: calcium ion binding; cell-cell adhesion mediator activity. Gene Ontology annotation, cellular component: axon; plasma membrane. NCBI's taxonomy places the organism in Eukaryota, Metazoa, Arthropoda, Insecta, Orthoptera, Acrididae. Bases 1 to 2490 code for a protein of 829 amino acids. Gene Ontology annotation, biological process: axon guidance; homophilic cell-cell adhesion; dendrite self-avoidance. The record is from RefSeq and is a predicted model, not a curated record. The transcript is spliced from 15 exons.